GUUCAAGUCACAGGAUUAAGCAUUCUCGCGUGCUGUCUGCUGAGUUGUAUUAGUCUAUAUUAAGCUUCUAGGCUGCCUUUCCCCCUGCACCCUUCUGCUCUGCACGGCAGCCACGAGGGUGGGUGUCCAUGCUGGUGGCUCUUGCUUCAACAGCAAGUUGGAAGCCGCCUUGAGAAGCCUUGACUUGAAAGGAGAUGUACAGACAAACCCAACAAAUGGAGAAAAGCCACGCAAAGGAGGAAACUCCGUUUCCAAAGAGAAAAACUUCACCUUGCAGCGCCGCCGGCUUCCUUAGCAGGGAAAGAGAGGUUCCUCCAUGAUCGGGGAGAAGCCCGCUUCGGCGCUCUGCUCAUUCGGCCUGGGCCUCGCGCUCCGAGAGCGGGGCCAGGGCGAAGAGCUCCAGUAGGGACACCGGGAAGGAGACUUCCGGAAGCAAAAGCAGACCCCGGCAGCCGAUCUGCCGAUGGCAUCGAUAGAGGGCGGGGCCACAGCGCGCGGCGGGCUCUUUCAAAAAGGCACCAGGAAGAAAAACCGGAAAGGAGGAAGUGGGCUCCCUCGGUGGGCGGGACGAGAACGCUAGGCGCCGCUGCUGCUGCACCUGGCCGUAGCCAUGGCGACGAAGCGGCUGGCCAGGCAGCUUGGCAUUAUCCGAAGGAGUUCCAAAACAUCACUUAGUGGCCAAAGUCAUAGUAGACCCAAACUGAGGCAGCUGUUUGAUUACUUAAUCAUUAUUGACUUUGAGUCUACAUGUUGGAAUGAUGGCAGAAAACAUUAUAGUCAAGAAAUCAUUGAAUUUCCAGCAGUUCUGCUAAACACCUCAAACGGAGAGACUGAAUCUGAAUUCCAUGUGUAUGUCCAGCCUCAGGAGCAUCCAGUACUCUCUGAAUUCUGCACCCAGCUAACUGGCAUAAAACAGCAUCAAGUUGACGAAGGAGUCCCUCUGCAUAUAUGCCUAUCUCAGUUUUCUAAAUGGAUUCAAAGACUACAAAAGGAGAAGAACAUUGUUUGCAGUUCAGCUCACUCCAGCUGCGCUGCCUCUGAAGGAAGACUAUGUGCUUUUGUGACAUGGUCAGACUGGGACCUGGGGGUUUGUCUGCAGUAUGAAUGUAAAAGGAAACAGCUGCGGAAACCAGACAUUUUAAACUCCUGGAUUGAUCUCAGGGCAACUUACAAGCUCUUUUACUCUCGAAAGCCAAAAGGGUUAAAUGGUGCUUUGCAAGACUUGGGGAUCGUAUUUGCAGGACGGGAGCAUUCUGGGCUAGAUGAUUCUCGGAAUACUGCUCGUCUUGCCUGGAGGAUGAUCUGUGAUGGGUGUCUGAUGAAGAUUACAAAAUCUUUGGAUAAGGCACUUCCGGCAUGGAAUUCUGUUGCCAGGUUUUUGAGUAUGAAGCCUUCUGAUGGCAGCCCAUUAGGAAGCAAUGAUAGGGCAAAAACAUCACAUCUGGAGGACGCCAAGCAUGGUGAGGCUGCCCCUGGGAUUAAAAAUGACAGUGGAAAAAAACAGAAGUUAACAUCUGUGCAUUUGCAUGGAAAUACUCAUGUUGCAUCAAGAAACCCUAAAAAGGCUGAUGGGUCUGGCAGAGUCGAAAGCUGCUUGACCCCACCCACCGGAUGCCUCCGUGCCCCUCUUGGCUAUCCUCGGCCUUCCGGUUGUACCUCUUUGGGCCUCUGGAAUGGACUAAGCCACGGAUCUCUGAGUUCUAAUUCCCCUGUGCUUAACAACGGACUGGUUCUGGUCUCUACGACUCUUCCUUCCACCACUAUUUCUGAGACAGAUAUAAGCACCUCUUCUGAUUGUUUAUCAAUGCUGACUGACUGGGAGGACGUAGCAUUAAUACCAGAAUCGCAAGAUGAUCAAAGUUCAGGAUUUCUGCAGUCUAAGGAUGACCCAAAUCACAAAGGUUCAUUGACCUUUGGAGAGAGUGAGGAUAUGAAAGAAUCUAAUGGGAUGGAGUUUGGAUCUGAAAAUGUUGGGAGAAAGCCUCUGAACAUGAACCUCUCCAAGUCUGCUUUGUACAAAACCCCCAAUACUACUAGUACUACUAACAAAGUGAUAACCCCAAGUACAUUUACAAGUAUUCCUGUGUUUAAGCUUCCCACUGCAAAGAAAAAUGUGUCUUUCACUGAAGUGUUAAAUGGAAAGAAUUCCACAACUUUGUCUCAAGCUCCUAAGAGGAAGCCUUCCAGUCCCAAAUCUCUUCCGCCUGGGAAAAAGCCACCCUUCUUAAUAUACAAUGAUAAAGUUGUGCCUCUCAACCCGCUACUUUUCAGAAGUUCAGAUUCAUACUGUAUACCUGCUGGCAUCUUAAACCGUUCUGUCAACUUAAAACAAUCUACAGAAAUGCGAAAAGUGACCCCUCCUCUGUGCAAGUGUGGUCGAAGAACCAGAAGGCUAAAUGUUUCCAACGGAGGCCCAAAUCACGGCAAAGCAUUCUACAGCUGUUCAGUUAAAAAGCAAGAAGGGAACAGAAGGGGCUGUGGUUAUUUCAAGUGGGAGUCUUCGCUUCUGAAGGAGAAAGUCCCUCUGCCUCCUGCCCCGAGUGCUGUAUGGCCAGCCCCUCCCGGCACAAGUCUCGGUCCAUCUGGACCUUUUCAAAGGAAGCCGUUGGCUCUCCGGCCUUCUAUGCGGAGCUAGCACAUCCUCCUGACUGCUCAUCAUGUUGCGAGUUACGACAUCAUUAAACUUUGUUUCUGCAGCAUAGGAGGACCCUGCAGAGCUGGAAGCAAACAGAUUGUAUGGCGCUCCUAACAGAAAGUGGCUGAAGAGAAUAAUUACCCUUCUAUGCCCUGAAAGGGUUUGACUUUCUAUGCUCUCUAAGCUAAUCUGAAUAAUGUCUCAUAUGUUUGUGUGGUUCUUUUUAAAUACAUGUUUGAUCCUUUUUUAUGCCGGUACACACUAUGUUGAUACCACUGGAGAACUGCUAAUACAUGCAGCCACCUUGUAAAAAUCAGUAGUAUGAAUCCUCCUGACCUUGUGCUGUUUUAAGAAAUCAUGUAUAAGCUAUCAUGGUGUUAACUUCUAAAAUCUUGAUUCCUUAAAAAUGAAUUUAAAAGCAUGACACUUUUAAAAUUUAAAUUAUAGCAGCCAACAUUUUCAGUAAAACUCCAGAGUCAAACUGCCCACUUUUCCACAGAUGGAAUAUCCUAUUCCCAUUGACUUGUUUGUUUGUGUUCAUCAACAGAGCAGCUGAGGUUGUCACUUGGAGAUUACACCAACCUAUUUGUAAACUGCCCUCUAACUAAGGGCACAUCUAGACUAAAGACUUAAACUGUAAACUUAAACUGGUUUGAAAACUCUUUAACUGUCAAGGCUUGGCCCCAAGAAUUUUGGGGAUUUUUGUUUUCUAAGAGAGUUGACAAUUUUAAAUCUUUUCUGAGAGAGAAAUUGCACUCCCCAGUUGCUUUGGUUGGGAGCCAUGACAAUUAAACUAGUUUGAAACUGGUUUAAAUGCUUAGUAUAGACAUGCCCUAAAAAGGGAACUUCCAAGAGUUCUUCAACAGAUGUAAGAAACGUGGCAAACAUCUGAAAAAAAACAGCCAUUGCCUUUGAAUUUGCAUAGAAGCAGAAGUUAAUGGGCCUUCUCCUAAAAGGCACCAGAAAGGUGGCAUCAGUCUGACUUGGAAACAGUGGCUGAGGUUAUGGAAUGCCAUGUUGGUCAUGCAUUUAGUGUCUGAUGAAUAACUAAGGGAGUGGUGUGGUCUCCUAAAUGAAGUGUUUUAGGCAGAGACUUCAUAGUGAAUAAUUGAACAAUCUGCAUAAAUUAAGUCUCAUGAAUUAAAUAAAAAUGACUGUUUUGUCUUUUUCACUAGCAAUGCAAUUGUUAUUAACAACAAUAUUAAUAAAGGCUGAAAGGCA
Messenger RNA from Hemicordylus capensis (graceful crag lizard), 3856 nucleotides. RefSeq names its product ERI1 exoribonuclease family member 2 (gene ERI2). The transcript is spliced from 5 exons. Lineage: Eukaryota; Metazoa; Chordata; Lepidosauria; Squamata; Cordylidae. Gene Ontology annotation, biological process: exonucleolytic trimming to generate mature 3'-end of 5.8S rRNA from tricistronic rRNA transcript (SSU-rRNA, 5.8S rRNA, LSU-rRNA). The coding region runs from base 611 to 2635 and encodes 674 amino acids. The record is from RefSeq and is a predicted model, not a curated record. Gene Ontology annotation, molecular function: nucleic acid binding; zinc ion binding; 3'-5'-RNA exonuclease activity.